GCAUCCGCGCCCCCGCGACUGACUGCGAGCGCACGCUGGUGCGCGCUACUGGCGUCCGAAGGCGAAUGCGGAGGAGAAACAAGGAGAUAGAGCCGGUCGCCCAGCAGAGGAGUUCACUUCUCUCCGUCCAGAAAUUUCAGUCUCACUACGUGUUUAUAUGAGCACGGCAGGAGAAUUAGAUAGUACGGACAUUGAAGGAUGAAAGGCCAAUCUGAUUGUUGAGUGUCCGCAUAGCCCUCGUCAGUCUCGAACCCGGAGCCAGAUACUGGAGAAGGGGUCCGCAUCGUGCACACACGGCAGGCUUUUGAGCAGUGGACCCUCCCACUGCUCUGCCUCCAACCCCAGCCUGAGUGCCAAGCUUGUGUCCGGAUCGCCGAUCGUCUGCUGGAGGGUCUUCCUCCCCCUGCUGUCCCGCCUUUGCCCCAUCCCCGGCAGCAGAGAUGGUGCUGUCUCAGAGGCAACGUGAUGAGUUAAACCGAGCGAUAGCCGACUACCUCCGCUCCAAUGGCUACGAAGAAGCAUAUUCUGUUUUCAAGAAGGAGGCAGAGUUGGACAUGAAUGAGGAGUUAGACAAAAAGUAUGCCGGUCUUCUGGAAAAGAAAUGGACUUCAGUGAUCAGAUUACAGAAGAAGGUGAUGGAGCUGGAAUCCAAGCUGAACGAGGCUAAAGAGGAGAUCACCCUGGGGGGCCCCGUGGGACAGAAGCGGGACCCCAAGGAGUGGAUUCCACGGCCUCCGGAGAAGUAUGCAUUGAGUGGACACAGGAGCCCCGUGACCCGGGUCAUCUUCCACCCUGUGUUUAGCGUCAUGGUCUCUGCUUCGGAGGACGCCACAAUAAAGGUGUGGGACUAUGAGGCAGGGGACUUCGAGCGGACACUGAAAGGCCACACAGACUCCGUACAGGACAUCUCCUUUGACCAGACCGGCAAACUCCUGGCCUCCUGCUCUGCUGACAUGACUAUAAAGCUCUGGGAUUUCCAAGGCUUUGAGUGCAUCCGGACCAUGCAUGGGCAUGACCACAAUGUGUCGUCUGUAGCCAUCAUGCCCAAUGGAGAUCACAUCAUCUCUGCCUCCAGGGAUAAGACCAUCAAAAUGUGGGAAGUGGCCACUGGGUACUGUGUGAAGACGUUUGUCGGCCACCGAGAGUGGGUGCGCAUGGUGCGGCCCAACCAGGAUGGAUCCCUCAUUGCUAGCUGCUCCAACGACCAGACGGUUCGCGUGUGGGUCACUGCUACUAAGGAGUGCAAGGCGGAACUCCGGGAGCACGAGCAUGUGGUGGAGUGCAUCUCCUGGGCCCCCGAGAGUGCCUACCCUACUGUUCUGGAAGCCACAGGGUCAGAGAGUAAGAAGGGUGGGAAGCCCGGCCCCUUCCUGCUGUCGGGGUCCAGAGACAAGACCAUCAAGAUGUGGGACGUGAGCACCAGCAUGUGCCUUAUGACACUGGUCGGCCAUGACAACUGGGUGCGCGGCGUGAUGUUUCACCCAGGAGGGAGGUUCAUCGUGUCCUGUGCCGAUGACAAGACUCUCCGUAUCUGGGACUACAAGAACAAGCGCUGCAUGAAAACCCUGAGUGCCCACGAACACUUCGUUACCUCUCUGGAUUUCCACAAGACGGCCCCGUACGUUGUGACUGGCAGUGUGGAUCAGACAGUAAAGGUGUGGGAAUGCCGCUGAAUGUACCUACGGGCGACGACCCCUCUCCCUUCACCCCCCUGACCCCGCCCUACUCUUUGCCUCCAUUCUGACUUCCUGGACGCACUCGGUUACCAUGGUUACUACCCAUCAAUCGCCGUUUAAAUAACCAUUGUCCUUUUAUGUAAAUUAUUCUGGAUGUAGACUGAGCUAUUAAAUGUUACACACAAAAGUAUUCUUGCAUGGUGAAUCCAAAAUUGUAUACUGUAAAUUUGCAUACCGUCGUGUAGAAAUUGCCUAGGGUUAAGAGUACAGGUGGGCCAUUAGCCCUACUGGACUUACAAGCUGCAUACAGUGACUGGGUCAUUAAGAAGUAGAGCGAUAAAAUGCUAAUUUAAUGACAGUGUCGUUCCUGUGUGUCAGGUUAUUUUGUCAGUUUGUUUUUUUUUUGGUUUGUUUUUUUGUUUUGUUCUGCCUGUUUGUCAUCUGGUGCCUCGCUUUGAGAGGGAUAGAAAAUCAAAACAAAACUUAAAGUAUCUGUAUCUGGUCUGUGGGGUCCUUUUCUGGAACAGUGAGUUGCAGUGUGACCGCCCUUCUGAAGCGUGCUUACUCCCCUCCCUCCCGUGCAGUAAUGUGAUGUGGGGUGCCGAGCCUCGUACCCUUGUCAUGACGUGUGAUGGCUCCCUUGUGUGAACGGGAACUAGACCUUUUCAGCACUGCUGCCCAUGGCUAGAAACCCAACUGUGCUGAAGUCCCAGGCACUUUGGGGUUGGCCAGGAGAGGGUUAAUGAGGACAUGCUGGGUUGACUGUAACUAGGAGUUUAUGUGGUAACCUUCAAAGUAAUUAGAACCCGGGUCUGAAUAAGACCCGCCAUCGAUUCAGACUGAACCAUUCGUUCCAUAAGUGUAAGGAGCUGCAGCAGCAGGGCAAGGUAGCCUGGCUGUGUGAACCACCCACCCCCCCAGACGAUGGGCCACCCCGCCCAGAAAGACACACAGGUUCUGACAAGGAUGCCCAGGAAUCUCCCCACAUUACAUGUAUGUGAUGGACAGCUGGAGGGGCUGAGGGGGACCUCAGUGCAGAAUGAACACAAUUUCUGUACAGAAUUAUAAAUAAAGUGCACUUUCUUCAGAAGAUACAGCCACUGUAUGGAUCAACAUUUUCCCUCCUUGGGAUCUAUUUUAUUCAUACAGUUAAUAGUUACUGUUUAGUCUUAGUUGGAUUUUUUCCCCCUCCUCUUUGGGUUUAUUUUCCCUCCCUAACCCCCCCCCCAACCCAGUAUGGUGAUUCUGUUCCAAAUUGGAUACAGUGGAACACAAGGAAAGAGCUAAAGAGAGCCUAAUCGUUCCACUUUUUUCCCCCAAACAUGCACAUACUUCAGGUUCAAACAGAAAAGCAUUUAAAGUCCCUUUAACUUGCACACCCUUGCUCUCCUUAAAUCUUCAGUCCUGCCUGACUCAAGAUUUAAGAUGUUUAAAAAUAAUAAGAUUAAUAAAUGCACAUGCCAAUAUCAUUUUAAUUAGCCUUUUCAUGAAGAUGCAAUUAUAUAAUAAAGAAUUUCACUGCUGAACCAAA
Molecule: messenger RNA, 3207 nt
Organism: Brienomyrus brachyistius
Lineage: Eukaryota; Metazoa; Chordata; Actinopteri; Osteoglossiformes; Mormyridae
Product: lissencephaly-1 homolog B-like
Exons: 11
Coding region: 441-1673 (410 amino acids)
Molecular function (GO): protein binding
Source: RefSeq, a predicted model, not a curated record